AUGGGUAGCGGAACGAGCCGCGUGACGAAAGUUGCACCUGUGGGCUUCGGCGAGGCGAAGCCGGCUAAAAACGUCUCUUCUUCGGUCACUUCGUCGAAACGAGCCGCCUUCGACGCUUUGAGGGUCCACUCCCGCCGCCGAGCUCCGGUGGACUGUCACAGCGCCGGCCACGACUCGGGGCUCUCCGGGGACGAGGACGACGACGCGGACGCCGAGCUGGGCGGCUUCGACGAGGCGGGAGCGGCAGUUCGCCCUAAGGGGAAGAAGAACCAGACGGCGUCCAAGAAGGCAUUCAUGAGAUGCAGGACGUACGGACUGUGUCACUUCAGGAGCGGGGAGGAAGAUGAGCAGCAGCAGCAGCAGGGGGCGUCAUCCACCUCCUCCACCCCUUCCUCCACCACCUCCGGCCUCGGUGGGUCAAAGGGGCCACAUGGCUCCCGGGGAGCAGGCAACAAGAACAGGAGCCAUCACGCCUUCGCACCUCCGCCUCAGUGUUCUACUCAGGCCUUCUUGGCAAGAAGACCAACAGAAGAAGAUGGCGCCUUAUCCCAAACACAGGCCACUUUUGGCCACAGCGUGCCCCCCCUCACCACACCAGUCAUCCUGUAUGACGGCUCUGAGGAAGAACUGAUGGACACCAUUGAGAGGGAAUUUAGUUGACCCCUUCACCUCUACUUAACGCUAAGGUCAUUGUUUGUCGUGUUUUUUUUUUUUGGAAGAGGCAGACACACACUUAGCCAACUUCUAUUGUACCGCUCGCCUUACUGUUGUUUGCUUUUGGAAUCGGGAAGCUAACGUAUAACCAUUCUGUUGAUAAUAAACAAAAUAAUAUUUGCGGAGUAGCAGUUGAGGCACAUUUUGGAUUUGCUGCGAUGGAAAUGAAGUCUUGCAGCAUGUAGGGCAAUUGAAGCACGAGAUUUUUUUUUCAUCAUUAUUGAGGCCAAGAGGUUAAAAGGAAGGCGUGUACUGCUCGCCAUGUUUAUUUCAGGUUUCCUUCCUGACCACAGUUAAGGCAGCACUUCUCCACCCCUUGAAGAAAGGAAUGAGUGCCAAAAAAUGCCUCCUAAUUGGAGACAUCGCUUCUGUUUAGGUUUGAACCAUUUGGCUGUGCUGGCACCUAGUGGUGAAAAAAAACAAACAGAUUUUUGAGAAAAUCUAUUACAUGGAAAAAGUUAUUACAAGGAUAAAAUAACGUGAGGACAAGCAGUUUGGUCAAUAAAUGAAUGUUUUGUUACACCAUACUUCAAGUUAAAACAAUUUUCAAGAAGUGUUACCAGUAAGUCAUAAUAUAGGUUUAUUCAUGUAAUGUUGCAAAAUUAUUUUUGUAUUUGAGUAUGCAUACUUUUUUAUAUUCAGUUCACUUUUUUUCUUGUAAUUAUUACAACAUUCUUACUGUAGUGACUAUUUUUUCCCCUCAUGAUAGCCCCCCCCCAAUGUUAUUCCUCUAUUUCCACAUGUUUUUUCCCCCUUUAAUUCUUCUUUCUUUGCAUUGAGCACCUCAUUUGCCUCAGCCCUAAUUAACAACCGGUGAGUUUCCACCAGAACGCAGGUAGUGA
This is a messenger RNA of Hippocampus zosterae (dwarf seahorse), 1556 nucleotides long. RefSeq lists its product as uncharacterized. The transcript has 3 exons. The record is from RefSeq and is a predicted model, not a curated record. NCBI's taxonomy places the organism in Eukaryota, Metazoa, Chordata, Actinopteri, Syngnathiformes, Syngnathidae. Bases 1 to 660 code for a protein of 219 amino acids.